Carassius carassius (crucian carp) is the source of this 2535-nucleotide messenger RNA. RefSeq names its product tyrosine-protein phosphatase non-receptor type 9-like. The record is from RefSeq and is a predicted model, not a curated record. Bases 447 to 2159 code for a protein of 570 amino acids. Gene Ontology annotation, biological process: protein dephosphorylation. Lineage: Eukaryota; Metazoa; Chordata; Actinopteri; Cypriniformes; Cyprinidae. Gene Ontology annotation, molecular function: protein tyrosine phosphatase activity. The transcript has 13 exons.
GGCGUCAUCUUUCAUCUUUCACUGCUGCUGCUCUUCAGGGCCGUCGGAUCUUCACUCGCCUUCUCGUGUUAUAGCGUCUUAAAGCUCCCGGAUGACGCGGAGCCGAUCGUUUAAUAUAAUAGCGUAAUAUCCAAACAAACUAACAGGCCUUCGACGGAGCACCGUGAUGAAUUUCUCCCUCCGUCACACAGGCGGGCGGACCGAAGCUCCGCUGGAGCACCAUUAAUGUAUGUGUGUAAACAUAUAUAUAUGUGGAUCCAACCGAACCCGGAGCAGAUCAUGAACACGCCGCUGUGUCGCGUGCCGUGCUGAAAACGGCGCGAGUCUCGCGCUGCUGCUGCGGCUAGCCUUACAGGCCUAAAAAAAACGCUGACUCCAGUCUGAUUUCUACAGUCUUCAACAGCCGUGUGAGCUUUAAUAAGAUUCUCCAGCGGGGAGAGCAGAGGAUGGCCGGUCGCCUGAGCGCUGAGGAGGAGCAGGCCACAAAGCAGUUUUUGGAGGAAAUCAACAAAUGGACGUCCCAACAUGGUGUCUCGCCAUUGUCCUGGGACGUGGCCGUGAAGUUUCUGAUGGCCCGCAAGUUUGAUGUUCUGCGAGCAAUUGAGCUUUUUCACAGCUACAGAGAGACCCGUCUUAGGGAGGGCAUCGUCAAACUGCAGCCUCACGAGGAGCCGUUACGCUCUGAGCUGCUGAGUGGGAAGUUCACUGUGUUGGGUGUCCGGGACCCUUCUGGUGCAUCCAUUGCCCUCUACACGGCCAAACUGCACCAUCCCAGCAAAACGGGAAACCAUGUGGUUCUUCAGGCCCUGUUCUACCUACUGGACCGAGCUGUGGAGAGUUUUGAGACUCAGAGAAAUGGACUGGUUUUCAUUUAUGACAUGGCUGGAUCCAACUACACUAACUUUGAACUGGACCUCAGCAAAAAGAUCCUCAAUUUGCUGAAGGGUGCGUUCCCAGCACGGCUGAAGAAAGUGCUUAUCGUUGGAGCUCCUGUGUGGUUCAGGGUCCCGUAUAACCUUUUAAGUCUGUUACUGAAGGAGAAGCUCAGAGAACGGGUUCAGAUGGUGAAGAUGGCCGACCUGCGAGAACAUCUGCCCAGAGACUGUUUACCUGAGCACCUGGGCGGCUGUUUGCCUCUGGACGUGCACAGCUGGAACAUGCAGCUGCUGUCCGAGCAGAACGGGCGCGUGGACCCCGUGGAUGAGCUGGUGGGUAUUCCACUGGAGAACACGUCCAUACACAUCCCUGGACCUGAGGUCAUGAGUCUGGCCGAGCUCAUGGCCCACCUGAACCGGGCCCAGCGCAGCGGGAUCUACCUGGAGUACGAGGAGCUUCGCAGAGAGCAGCCACCUGGAACCUUCACCUGUGCGCUGGCUGCUCACAACCAGGAGAGGAAUCGCUAUGGUGAUGUGCUGUGUCUCGAUCAGACUCGUGUGCGACUCAAACCAAGGAGAAAUGAGAGAUCAGACUACAUAAAUGCCAGCUUCAUGGAUGGAUACAAACAGAAGAAUGCAUAUAUUGGGACCCAGGGUCCAUUGGAAAAAACCUAUGGUGAUUUCUGGAGAAUGGUUUGGGAGCAAAGUGUGCUGGUCAUCGUCAUGACAACAAGGACGGAUGAGGGGGGCCGGAGGAAGUGUGGACAGUACUGGCCCAAGGAAGAGGGUGGUCAGGAGGUGUACGGGCACAUCGCUGUGGUCAAUCACAGAGUGGACAAACAUGCACAUUACAACCAAACCACACUUGAGCUGCACAACACUGAGACAUUCGAACAGAGACAGGUGACUCAUUUUCAGUUCCUUAGCUGGCCUGAUUACGGGGUCCCAUCCUCCGCACUGUCUCUGAUUGACUUCCUGGGUGCUGUGAAACACCAGCAGCAGUGGGCAGUCCAGGCUUUCGGCUCACAGUGGAGGGGUCAUCCGCUCGGCCCCUCCAUGGUGGUCCACUGCAGCGCUGGCAUCGGCCGGACCGGUACUUUUUGUGCACUGGAUAUCUGCCUGUCCCAGCUGCAGGACGUAGGGACUCUUAACGUUUGCCAGACUGUUCGACGCAUGAGAGCGCAGCGUGCCUUCAGCAUUCAAACACCGGAGCAGUACUAUUUCUGCCACACCGCCAUCCUCGAGCAUGCCCAGAGACAGGGCUUACUUUCAGCCAAUAACUGAGCAGCAGGGCUCACUCAUAGCCAAUCAGAGACCGAAAAGGUCUAAUCUCAACCAAUCAGUAGGAGGCAAGGCCUCCUCUCAUCCAAUCAUAAGAAAGUACUAAAUCUUGAUUGAUCGGCAACUCUUAAACAGGAUAAUUCCCAAUUAAAAUCACUGGGUUUUUUAUUAAUCUGUUAUUAUCAAAAGACAAGCAGCUUAAAUAGUAACCAUAACUGACUCCGUAUGAAGAGGGUGUCUAAAUGUUCAGUGAUUCAGCUAUAGUGUAGUCUAUGUAAUGUUGUGCUGCAUUUUGUGCAGUUUAUUCUGUGAAUUUUGUCCAAAUUGGCGAAAUUCAUGUAUUUCACAUAAAGCUUCAAAUCAGCCGCGCUCAAAUGUC